Molecule: messenger RNA, 1615 nt
Organism: Boleophthalmus pectinirostris (great blue-spotted mudskipper)
Lineage: Eukaryota; Metazoa; Chordata; Actinopteri; Gobiiformes; Gobiidae
Gene: snx16
Product: sorting nexin 16
Exons: 10
Coding region: 242-1309 (355 amino acids)
Biological process (GO): protein targeting to lysosome; early endosome to late endosome transport; endosome to lysosome transport
Cellular component (GO): extrinsic component of endosome membrane; early endosome; late endosome
Molecular function (GO): phosphatidylinositol binding
Source: RefSeq, a predicted model, not a curated record
CGCAGAAAACCAUGCGGUACUAAGCAGCCUCAGAGGAACCGAUGAAGCAACGUUAUCCCGGUAAACACAAUGGAUUCACUGGACCAUCAAUCUCCCUAAAAACUGGACUUUAUGUGAACAAACUUGACCCAAACACCGCGGCUCUGAUGCUUUGUCUGUGCUGCUGAGGGCUCCGGGCUGAAGAGUUUUACCUGGUGGAGAAUCGUUGACUCGUUUGAAGUUUGUUUCGGGUCUGAGGAUCAUGGCGUCUCCGUUUGUGCCCGUCCCUCUGCCCCUGGACCGCUCCAGGACGGGGAGCAAACUCAGGAGGCCUCAGAGAGCUUCGUCUUUAGGCAGCGUAUCCAGCAGCUCGGACUCUUCUGGCCCCAGGUUGAACGGAGACGGUCGAGAGUGUGGUGGAGGUGGAUUUGGUUCUCGGAGGUCCUCCCGCUCGUCUCGCAGCAGGACACCCCCUCCUGCCCAGAGCCCAGUACUGCGCGCCAGAGUGAACGGCGCCCUGGAGCCGUCUGUAGAGUUCUCCACCUGUCCACGCUCCAUCUCCAACCCGGAGAGGAGCCCCCAAAGGCAGCCAGAGGAGCGCCCCAUCACCCCCACCGUCCUGGGCUAUGAAGUCAUGGAGGAGAGGGCCAAAUUCACGGUGUAUAAGAUCCUGGUGAAAAAGUCAUCAGAGGAGAGCUGGGUGGUGUUUCGGCGAUACACAGACUUCUCCAGACUGAACGACAAGUUAAAGGAGCUGUUCCCUGGUUUCCGGCUGGCUCUGCCUCCAAAGCGCUGGUUCAAAGACAACUACGACAGCGAGUUUCUGGAGGAAAGACAGUUGGGUCUUCAGGCCUUUCUACAAAACCUGGUCGCUCACAAAGACAUUGCACACUGUCAGGCAGUGAGGGAGUUUCUGUGUUUGGACGAUCCACCAGGACCCUUCGACAGUCUCGAGGAGAGCAGGGCUUUCUGUGAGACUUUGGAGGAGAGCAACUAUCGUCUUCAGAAGGAGCUGCUGGAGAAACAAAGGGAAAUCUCAUUAUUAAAGAAGCAGCUGGAGGAGAAGGAGCAGGCCAUCCUUCUGCUGGAGAGACACAUCAGUGGAGACACAGUGACGCAGGAUUCGCCCUGUGUCUCUGUUCAGGGCAGUGAGAGCAGCGCAGACGUGGAGUCUUCUGCUGCCGAGGCCGACCAAGAUAUCACAGAUCACAACAGAUCCACAGCUGCAGUGAUCCGUUCUUCGUGUUGGUGCGCUCCUGCUCUCAGCACGUCUCCUCCCGUCAUCGAAGUGACGCAGCUCGACCAUCACCCGCAGAACAACUCGACCUGAAACCUUCAAAUGCUAAAUAUUUUCAAAGUUUAUCCCAACUCAUAUUUUAUUUUCCACUUAAAACUGAGCGACAAGGAACAGGAAUAUUAACUGUACCUUAAUUAACCUUAAUAAAGCAUGAAGAAACACUUAAUUCAUAGUGAACAAAUAGUUUAUUAGGAAUGAUUCAUGCUUUAUUAAGGCUAAUUACAGUCUAGUUAUUAUGAAGUGUUACCAAACUUCUAUGCGUUUGGGAUCAGCCUCGAAAUGGUAACUUUAAAGCCAUACUGCGGAACAUUUCACCCAAUAAAUAGAUAAUAAAACUUG